GGCGAAAAAGACAGGAACAUUAUGGAUGUUCAUGACUUCAGCCUGCUCAUUCCCACCUUAGAGUAUCACAAUCGUACAUGGACGUGGCAUGAUCUGUUGAUGGCCAUGAAGAAAGACUGUGUCAAUGUGCUUGUAUCACAAGCUAUUAAGGAAAAGCUACAUCUUGUAGGAGGACAUGGCACAGAAACCAAGGAGUCCAAAUCACAAGCCAAGGAAGAAGAUAAAGCACGCAUGCUUUUAGGAGGCUUUCAACAGAAAGAUCAGCAUAAGAAGUCAAAGAAAAAGUUGUUUGGCAAAUUGGCGAAGGUCGCUCGAGGCUCGAAACGAAAAGGUCUCUUGCAGCCUGACGGAGCAGGCCCUGAGCCUGUUGAUCUACAAGAAGAUCAAGAUUUUGAGGAAUUCGGUACCUUUGAGAUCGAUGAUCAACCACGGACAGAAGAUGACGAUGAAGAUAAAGAUGAUACCGGUUAAAUUAGCUGAUGGAGUUACAACUUCUGCGCUUAAAUUACAACUUCUGUGCAAAAUGAGGGGAAAUCAAGAAUAGAUUAGACGGAGAAUUCCCAUAAAAAAUCAACAAUCAGCCUUGCGAAUUUUAUUUUUAUGAACGGGAUAAAAAUAUGAAUGUAGAAGUCACUCUUUGUCCUAGAACAAAAAUUUCCAACCUACAUUAUUUGAAACACAUACCAUUCUUGAGGAUUACGUAUUAGGUGGUUUUCUACUUGCUUUCUCUAACGUAGAUUUUAAGGUGCAACUUAAAAGAGGAUGGGGAAUUGACACUUAGUUGUAUUUUGAACGGUUCGAUUUUUUUGACAGAACAACUUACGUGACCAGUGAAAGAUGAAUAUUGUGAUACCAUUGGUUACGUAGAGAAAUUAUUUAAAAUUACGUUUUCAAAAUGAGAUGUACAAUUAUAGUAAUUAAGUGCGAGCUGGAGGUAUUAUUUAACCUUAGAGGCUUAGCUGUGAAUUUUGUUUAGGAUUAUUUGCAAUCAAAUGUCAAGACGAGUUCAUAAAUAUCGUGGAUACCUUAGGAUUUGAAUUAAGGGAUCCCAAUUUUCCAAAUAUUAUUAAAUCGAAUCAGGUCGUCGAGAUUCAA
Molecule: messenger RNA, 1095 nt
Organism: Pocillopora damicornis (cauliflower coral)
Lineage: Eukaryota; Metazoa; Cnidaria; Anthozoa; Scleractinia; Pocilloporidae
Product: bridge-like lipid transfer protein family member 2
Source: RefSeq, a predicted model, not a curated record